AUGCUUGCAGAUCACGAUAACGAGGGAAAGAGACAUGAAGAGUAUUCUCAGAAGCUGACAGAGAAGGAGAGAAUUGAGAUCUUGUUUAGAUCUCAAAUACACUUCAUGAUUCAGAAUAUUAAGAAGACAGCUCUGCUCUCUGAGCAUGUCAAUCUACUUAUCACUGAGAUGAAACCCAAGACAGCAGACCAGGAAAUGCGGGAUUUUAAGACACAGAUUAACCUGACUAAGAGAAAGCAGCAGAAACUCUUCUCUGAGAAGAUAGUGAAGAGACAUUUUAAGAUGAUUAUCAUCUCAGAUAAGAAGAAGAAGAAGAAGAAGAAGAAUAAGAAGUGA
Messenger RNA from Blastomyces dermatitidis ER-3, 336 nucleotides. RefSeq lists its product as uncharacterized. NCBI's taxonomy places the organism in Eukaryota, Fungi, Ascomycota, Eurotiomycetes, Onygenales, Ajellomycetaceae. The transcript has 2 exons. The coding region runs from base 1 to 336 and encodes 111 amino acids. The record is from RefSeq and is a predicted model, not a curated record.